This is a messenger RNA of Saprolegnia parasitica CBS 223.65, 2494 nucleotides long. RefSeq lists its product as hypothetical. Gene Ontology annotation, biological process: dephosphorylation. Gene Ontology annotation, molecular function: phosphatase activity. The record is from RefSeq and is a predicted model, not a curated record. The coding region runs from base 69 to 2411 and encodes 780 amino acids. The transcript has 4 exons. Lineage: Eukaryota; Oomycota; Saprolegniomycetes; Saprolegniales; Saprolegniaceae.
UGCCGAGGGGGAUUCGGGACGAGGAAGAAGACGGAGUUCUUUGUGACGACGACGCUACCGACGACGCCAUGGCCUCUACCUGCGUCACGACGACGGAGCAUGCAACCCUUCCGAGCGCGACCGCGCUAGCAGAUGCAACGACACCCAACUCGACACCAACGCUGGGUCCGACGUCGUCCUUGCCGAGCCCAUACCUGCAGAGCGGCCGGAAGACGUCGAGUAGCUUCUCCGACUUGGGCGACUUUGACGAGUUUACAGAACUCAACUACUGUGCGACGCCCGAGAAGCCCGGCCUCUUUCACAUGCCAAUGCCGAUCCGCGAGGAAGUCGAGCAGUUCCGUCUCAACAGCGACGACGACGACACGCGGCCGCGCCACUUGGGCUUGCAUGGCACCGGCAUCAAACUCUUUCCUGGCGAAGUUCUCAAGCUCCGUGUGGACCAUGCGGCGUAUAUUGUGUUCUACAAGCCGUCGACCGCCGCCGAGCCCGAGAGCCCGCCCGACAGCGCGACGCAGCCGUCGUCUUCGUCGUCCGAGUCAGCCUCGGACGUGCCCAUGCCGCUCUUUGAACCCGGCGUCCCUGCAGCACCAACUUCGGGGCCACCAAAGUCGCUGGGUGCACUAGGCGCCGCCGGCUACACGGUUGUGACGGCCGACUGCUACCAGCGCUACAACGCGACUCGAUCGGGCUCACUCGGCCGCGGCCUCUUUCGUGCGACGACGCAAGUUGGGAGCGCGUUCCUCAAGGGCACGAGCACGCUCAUCAACCAGACGUACGAAGGCACGACGCGCGGCGGCGUUCUCGGCUUUGCGAAAGGUCUGGGCCUCGGCAUGUGGGGCUUUGGCUCGCACACGGUCAAAGGCGCGUUCCGCAGCGUCGGGCACAUGACGACAGCCGUCGGCGAGGUCGUUCUCGGGCCGGACCCGCACUUUAGCCUCGACGGAACGCUCGUCUUGACCAACUACCGCAUUGUCUGGACGUCGGCGCACGACACGUUUGACAUUCCUCUCGCGUCGCUCGUGUCGAUCGACAACCCGUCGGUGACAGCGCCCCACAUUCUGCACAUGGAGUGCAAGAACCUGCUUCGGCCGCAGUUUGCGUUUGCGGACGAAGCCACGUGCGUCGCGUUCAUUGACGCCACGCUCCGCCUCUACAGCGACGGCCCGUACACGUUUAGCACGGUGCAUUUCAACGCGAUCCAGUCGGGCACGGCGCUCGACCCACUGGACGCACACGAGACGAGCACACCAUCGAUCUACGAUGCGUGCACGGACUUUGCGCGGCUCGGCUUGACCAACGCCGACGCGUGGACGCUCGUCAACAAUGAAACAUACGCGCUGUUUCCGACGUACCCCAAGACCUUUGUGCUGCCCGCGGGCUUUACGGACCACGACAUUGUCGAGCUCAGCACGUAUCGCAGCGCGAGCCGCGUGCCCGCGGUCGUAUGGCUGCAUCCGCUCACGAACGCGAGCAUCUGUCGCUGCGCGCAACCGUGUGCGGGCCUCAGCGGCUAUGCGGCCGAGGCCGACAAGAAGGUGGUGGCGCUUCUCCGAACGGGCGCAACUUUUCACUUUUUUGACGCGCGGUCGCAAAUGGCGGCCGCCGGCAACUUUGCCCAAGGCAAAGGCACCGAGGACGUGCGCAACUACCCCAACACGGAGCUCCACCACUGUGACAUUGCCAACAUUCACGGCGUGCGGGCGUCGUACAAUGCGCUCGCCGCUGUGUGUCAGCCGAACGCCCCCUCGGACGCAGAGCCGCUCUUGCAGCGCACGCAGUGGCUCAGCCACGCCUCCAGCAUCCUUGUCGCCGCCCAGCGCAUGGCAACCGUUCUUUGCAUGGGCGAGUCGGUCAUGGUGCAUUGCAGCGACGGCUGGGACCGCACGUCGCAGCUCGCCGGCCUGGUGCAACUGCUGCUGGACCCGCAUUACCGCACGUUUCGAGGGUUCCUUGAGCUCAUCGACAAGGAAUGGUGCUCGUUUGGGCACAUGUUUCGGUGGCGACUUGGCGUCGGGACCGGUCCCAACGCGGAAGAAGCCACGGAGCUCUCGCCCGUCUUUGUACAGUGGCUCGACUGCGUCUGGCAAGUGUGGCGUCAAGCGCCGUGGGCCUUCGAGUUUUCCGACGAGCUCGUAUCAACGAUCUACAACCACGUGUACUCAGGCCUCUUCGGCACGUUCGAGUACAACUGUGAGAAGGAGCACCGCGACAAGGAAGCGCUCGACCCGACGCGCUCGCUGUGGCGAUACCUUCUCCGGCGCCAAGCGACGUUUGAAAACCCGAGCUACGAACCCGAGAAGAGCUUGCGACUAGUCGGCCAACUCCUCGACGUGAGUGUGGCCGAGUCCGACUUGAGGCUAUGGGACGCCCAUGUGGCAUGCGCGGACCCGAUAUGCCGCAAGUACACUUGAAGGUGCGAUCGUAAGCUGCGUGCCCAGGAAGCCGACGGAAGACGAACCCAUCGUAGGAGACAUAGGAGUAGUAGAUGUAGGAC